CACAACAAUGCAGCUGAAGAUGGUUCUAAAAUGGCCUUGCCCUUGGACUAUCCUUGUCAGCAUCGCAAUCACCUUUUUGGUCACACCUGCGAACACUCAAGUGUGCAAUGGCCUUUUCCCAGAUGAACAGCAAAUAUGUGAAGGCACCAAUAGCAUGGCACUGGAAUCCAAACUACGUUCUGGCAUCCUAAGUGAUUACUGUAUCUUCACCGUCUCCCAAUAUGCGUGUGUUCAGUGUCACUUGCUGGCAAAGUUAAACAGCGGCAAUUUGGCCUCGAUCUUCGAAUGUUUUGCUGUCAUGAAGCCUGUGAGUCUCUCUGAUGUCAAUGCUACCAUAUUAUUCAUACAGAAGAUCAGUCUAUCGAAAUUUGAGGAGUCGCUGGAGAAGGUCAAUGCGAAGAUUAAUGACACAUUUUUGGUUCCACUGAUGGCCAAAGAAACAAUCCUUCGUGCCACAUGGGAGAGAUAUAAAGCCGAUACAAGAUUAAAAAAUGCAACAUUUCUCGAAAGCUUUCUACAGCUCCUCAGACCGUUUAUUGCUGGCAUUUCUAAACCCAUUCUGCAAUCUCUUCCAUACUGGAACAUAUCAUGUGAUGGUUUCAAAGCAUUUGUGCAAGGAUUCAGCACAGGUCUGGCAGAGAUGACAUUGGAUACAAAGGCAGCUCUGGAGGACUGGAUCUUUAGUUACAUCAAUGCCACAGGUGUGAGUUGCAUCACCAAUACGAGCAAGUCUGGGAAAUGGUUGGUGAAGAACUGGGAAUUCAUCAAUGAUCUCAUCAAGUCGGUGAAUCUUAAUCAGCAGAAAACAAACUCCACUCCAAUUAGCACGACGGUGAUUCAAAACAAGACAGUAGGCGACUCAUUACUCAACGGUAUCUUUGGUGGCCUGGCACCCCUCUUUCCAGUGUUUAAACCUGAAAACUUCACUGAGUGGUUCAAGAAGAAGCUAUCGUUCCUGUUACCCAGAAUUACAAGCUCUGAGCUUGCUAGCAUACCCACAAACAUAACAUGUGAAUCUUAUCAGGCCAUAAUGAAAGGAUUUAACAGUGUGGUAAGCUUCACAUUGCCACAAAUUGGUGAUCUGUACAGAUUUGGAAAAAACAUCCUCUCCCAACAUAUCAUUUUAUCAGGUUCAGAAUGUGAUGCUGAUGUGAAAAAAGACCAUGAAGAGAUACAAAGGAAAUUUAUGCAAUCCUUAAGAGGCUUGUCAUUCAAGAGCUUCUUAGCUCUGAACUUUUCUGGAUUUGAGAUAUUGGAUCUCCUGCCUCCACAAAUACUUUCUGGGCUGACUGUGCACUCUGAUGCUUUGAAUGACAUGGACAAAAUCAGCCAAAUCAUUGACACACUUGCCAGCAAAAAUUUCAGUGACCUGAUUGCGUAUUUGACACAAUUUGUUGCUGAUACAAAAGAGAUGAAUGUUACAACCUUUCAAAAUACAACAAUAAGACGCUUGAUGCUGAGCAAGAUCAUGAAGUUGUUGGAACCGUUCUUUCCAAAGCUUAACACCAGCGACUACGUCGACUUGUUCCAGAGGAAAUUAUUUCUGCUGUUGCCUAGUAUCACAGAAAAGGAGCUUGCCACCAUACCCACCAACAUAAGCUGUGAAUCAUAUCAAGCAAUCAUUCACGGUCUGAGUGAUUUGUAUCGAAAUCUAUCUGAGCCGCAGCAGAGACAGAUCUACACCUUCAGCAAAAAAUUCUUAUCCUUUCAGAUUAACUUUGCAGGUUCCAAAGGAAUUCCAUGUUCUUCCAACAUGGCUGGAACCCGUGACUGGCUGCAGAAGAACUUUUAUAAAUUCAGUGCCCACGUUUCCUACAUAGAUUUACUGCAGUUGAACAAGAACUUGUCUGUACAUGAAAUAUUGGACCUACUGAAUACACCUGAACUUUCUGGACUGGCUGUAAAGUCACUGAAUAACACAUCUCACAUCAAAAUGAUCAUUGAUGCCCUUGGUAAUAGAAGCUUCACUGAUCUGGUCACCUUUAUUACCCAAUUUGUGAAUGAGACACAAGUGAUGAAUAUUAAAGCCAUUAAAAGCACAGCAAUAAAGGGCAUAUUGCUGAAUGGGAUUAUGCGACUAUUGAGACCCCAGUUUGUGAGAUUUAAUACUAGAGAUUACAUUGAGUGGUUCCAGAAAAGAUUACAAUUACUGCUGCCCAGUAUCACAGCCGAGGAGCUGGCCUCUAUACCCACUAAUAUAUCAUGUGAAUCAUAUCGAGCCAUAUUGAAAGGACUGGAUAAUUUGUACCAAAGUUUUACACCCUCACAGUGGCAGGACAUCUACAUGUUUUGUAAAAAAGUUUUGAAUUCGCACCCCACUUUAUCAGGUUUGCCAUGUGCUUCUAACACAACUGGAAUCCGCGAUUGGCUACUUAAGAACUUCUAUCAGUUCAAGUCACGGAUUCCCUUCACGGAGUUGCUACAUCUGAGCAAGAACGUUUCUGUGUUUGAACUACUAGACUUACUGAGUGCACCACAGCUCUCUGGAUUGACCGUGAAGUCACUGAAUAAUGCAUCUGACAUCAAUAUGAUCAUUGAAAGCCUCAGAAACAAAAACUUCACAGAUUUGAUUGCCUACAUUACCCAAUUUAUUGAGGACACACGGCAGAUGAACAUUACAUCUAUUCAACAAACAGGAGUAAGAGACGCAUUGCUGAAUGGGAUUAUGCGACUAUUGAGACCCCAGUUUGUGAGAUUUAAUACCACAGAUUAUGCUGUGUGGUUCCAGAAGAGAUUACAAUUGCUGCUGCCCAGUAUCACAGCCGAGGAGCUGGACUCUAUACCUACUAAUAUAUCAUGUGAAUCAUUUCGAGCCAUAUUGAAAGGACUGGAUAAUUUAUACCUAAACCUUACACUGUCACAGAAUCAUGGAAUCUAUGCUUUUGGUAAAAGGUUUCUGAAUUUCCAGCUCAGUCUAUCAGGUUCCCUGGGUAUUGCCUGUGUUGAUAACACCACUGGAACCCGUGAAUGGAUAAUAAAGAACUUCUUCCAAUUCAUGGCACAUUUUAAAUACAGGGACUUCAUAAUACUAAACAAGGACUUCUCUGGUUUUGAAAUUUUGGACUUGCUCAGCCCACAGCAACUUGCUGAACUGACUGUCACCUCUGCAUUGAAUGACACGGAGAAAAUCAACCAGAUACUCAAUACUCUCGCAAGCAGACGCUUCAGUGACUUGAACAAAUACAUGAUUCAAUUUAAUCGAGAAGCUGAAGAGGCAAAUAUUACUGUUAUUGAAAAUGCAAGAGUGCGACACAUAAUGCUGAGCAGAAUCAUGAAGCUGCUGCAACCACAGUUUCCAACAUUUAAUACCAUCGACUAUAUUGACUGGUUCCAGACCAAAUUAUUUCUUCUGCUGCCCAGUAUUACAAAAAACGAACUUGACAUCAUUCCCUUCAACAUAACCUGCAAAGCUUACCAAUCUAUAGUGAAAGAACUGAACAAAAUAUAUUCAGAUUUCUCAAUGGAACAACAAAGAAACAUUUCUGUUUUUAUUGUUGGUUAUUUGUCUGCCCAACGUGUUUCAACAGAAACUGCAUGUACGGCUGGUACUAAUGGAAGUAAGGCUUGGCUCCAAAUUAACUUCGGCAGGUUCCAUUCAUUUGUCCCCUACAACAUACUCCGAGCUCUGAACAAGAACUUCAUUGGGACUGAUGCCUUGGAAUCAUUGUCUGUCUCACAACUGGGGGAAUUGGUUGGUAAUGGGACACUGAGGAACAGCAAUGAUGUGCAGAGAAUUUUCAAAAUCAUCAAUAAUGGCACCAUUGUUGAGUUCAUUGAUGCAUUCAACACUGCUGUUAACAAGGUGGGAAACCUUAUCACUCUGUUUGAGAUCAAUCUCUGUUCAUAA
This is a messenger RNA of Hemiscyllium ocellatum (epaulette shark), 3847 nucleotides long. RefSeq lists its product as uncharacterized. NCBI's taxonomy places the organism in Eukaryota, Metazoa, Chordata, Chondrichthyes, Orectolobiformes, Hemiscylliidae. The coding region runs from base 8 to 3847 and encodes 1279 amino acids. The record is from RefSeq and is a predicted model, not a curated record. The transcript has 29 exons.